UUCUGCUGACAUCUUUUACCACAACCAAGUGCAAGCCUUAAAUGAAGCAACACUCACUCAGUCUUCAUCUACCAACAAUUGAUGCAGGGAAAGCCAAUUUUGAAGUAGAUGGGCAUCCCUCACUUUCUGCUGAUUCCUUAUCCAAGUGUAGGACAUGUGAAUCCCCUUAUGCAGUUGUCUGAGAUUCUUGCCACACAUGGCUGCAAGAUCACUUUCCUAAAUACAGAAUUCAACCACAAUCGAAUAAAUACAGCAGAUGCUGGGCUGGAGAAUUCAAAGGGACCCCAGAUUAAGUUUGUGACGCUCCCAGAUGGUUUGGGCCCUGAAGAUGACAGAAAGGACCCCAAGAAAGUUAUUUUCUCAAUCAAAACUCACAUGCCUCAUAUGCUUCCCAAACUCAUACAAGAUAUCAAUGCAUUGAAUGUUAACAAUAACAUCACUUGCAUUGUUGUCACAAUGAAUAUGGGUUGGGCCCUGGAAGUUGGCCAUAAAUUGGGAAUUAAAGGAGCUGUUUUGUGGCCUGCAUCUGCCACUUCCUUGGCCACAUGUGAUUGCAUCCCAAAGCUGAUUCAAGAUGGAAUCCUAGAUUCAGAUGGAAAGCCAAUCGAAAAGAAAGAAAUUCAACUCUACCCAAAUAUGCCAAUGAUGGACACAGAAAACUUUCCAUGGUGUGGCCUAGAUAAGACUGUCAUUCAUCAUAUUGCACAAGAGAUGCAGACAAUUAAGUUAGGAGAAUGGUGGCUUUGCAACACAGCACACAAUCUUGAGCCUGCUGCAUUUUCCAUAUCACCACGGUUCCUACCUAUAGGUCCAUUGAUGGCAACUGACAGCAACAAAAGUGCACUCUGGCAAGAAGACACAACUUGCUUAGACUGGCUAGAUCAUCAGCCACCUCAAUCUGUUAUAUAUGUAGCCUUUGGUAGUUCGGGAGUAAUUGAUCACAACCAAUUAAAGGAAUUGGCUCUUGGACUUGAUUUACUUAACAAGCCUUUUCUUUGGGUUGUGAAUUCUAGUGACAAUAAAAGGGUAAACAAUUCAUACUCUGAUGAAUUCCACGGAAGUAAAGGCAGAAUUGUGAAGUGGGCACCACAGAAGAAGAUUUUGAACCACCCUGCCAUAGCUUGCUUCGUUAGUCACUGUGGUUGGAAUUCUAGCAUGGAAGGUAUAUGUAGUGGCGUCCCUUUCUUGUGUUGGCCAUUAGUAAAGGAUCAGUUUGUGAACAAGUCAUAUAUUUGUGAUGUGUGGAAGGUUGGACUGAGAUUAGACAAGGAUGAAAAUGGAUUAGUAUCAAAGGAAGAGAUAACGAAGAAGGUGGAGCAACUGUUUGGUGAUGAAGGCAUAAAAGCAAGGUCGUUGAAACUGAAGGAAUUGACCCUGAAUAACGUAGUAGAAGAUGGUCACUCUUCAGAGAAUCUGAAAAGCUUCAUCAGCUGGGCAGAGUAAUAUUGCUUUUUAGCUUGGAAAUGGUUGAUAUAUAUAUAGUUAAUAAUAAUAAUGUUCAUUCUGUUAGAAUAAAAAACUACGCUGUCUUUAAGCAUCUUUAACAUAUUGAAUUUAAUUCCCAUUUCCAUAAUAAUAAAAGGAUUGGUGUU
Vigna umbellata (rice bean) is the source of this 1592-nucleotide messenger RNA. Its product is annotated as UDP-glycosyltransferase 83A1-like. The record is from RefSeq and is a predicted model, not a curated record. Lineage: Eukaryota; Viridiplantae; Streptophyta; Magnoliopsida; Fabales; Fabaceae. Gene Ontology annotation, molecular function: quercetin 7-O-glucosyltransferase activity; quercetin 3-O-glucosyltransferase activity.